Messenger RNA from Etheostoma cragini (Arkansas darter), 1045 nucleotides. RefSeq names its product apolipoprotein L2-like. The record is from RefSeq and is a predicted model, not a curated record. NCBI's taxonomy places the organism in Eukaryota, Metazoa, Chordata, Actinopteri, Perciformes, Percidae. The coding region runs from base 1 to 894 and encodes 297 amino acids. The transcript has a single exon. Gene Ontology annotation, cellular component: extracellular region; membrane. Gene Ontology annotation, biological process: lipoprotein metabolic process; lipid transport. Gene Ontology annotation, molecular function: lipid binding.
AUGCUGCAGUUCCUUAAAGACCUGGAGGAGAACGCUGUUCAGCUAGACAGGAUGAACACGGGGGCAAAGAUCUCCAGUGUGGCCGGCAGCUCCGUGGGGGCAGUUGGAGGUGUCCUUUCCAUCAUUGGUUUGGCAUUAAGUCCUGUAACAGCUGGAGCGUCUUUAGUGCUGAUAAUGACUGGGGUAGGGCUGGGAGUUACCAGCGGAGUUAACAGUCUUGUCACCACUGCCACAGAGAUUGGAGUAAACCCCACACAGCAGAAGAAAGCCAGUGAAAGCUUCCAGAGCUUCGUGGAGGAUGUGCAGGGUCUGCAGGAUUGUCUGAAGGUCGAGAUCAAAGAGGAAACAAGCCCGAUAGAUAUGGUUGUGGGAAUUGGCAAGAUUUCUAAUGCCGCCUCCGUUGUUAAGAUGUUAAAAAGUGAAGAUCUGAUUGCAAGUGCUGGCAAAGUGUCAGUGCAGGAAGGAAAAGCAUUUAGUAACGUGCCCAGAGUGGCAGCAGAUAUCCCAGAUAUCGGACAGGCAGCAGUCAAAGGGCCUCUUGCCCUCUCCAAGUCAGCCAGGGCCGGGUUCAUCGGUCUCAAUACUCUUUUCCUCGGCAUGGACAUCUUCUUCAUCUGUAAAGACAGCAUCAAUCUGGCCAAAGGCAGCAAAACUGAAGUCUCUCAGUUCAUCAGAGCCAGAACUGCUCUUUGGCGCUCAGAGAUGGACUCAUGGCAGAAGAUCCAUGACUUCCUGUGUGAAGGUCGGGUGACAUCGGAGGAAAACAAAGCUAUCCUGGAGACCCCAUUCUAUCCAGAGAAGCAGAUGAAGAAAGAAAGAAAAAUGGAAAUUAAAUUUGAGGAUGUGGAUGAAGAACACAAAAUGAUAGAGAAAAUGUUUUGUGUAAUACAGUAGUAAACAGAGAUAAUUACUGCAUUUGUGUCAAAAAUCACAAUGUGACAACUCUGAGACUUUGAUCAGGUAUGAGAUUCAUUAAAACUCUGCUUACAGUUCACCGUUCAGCACCAAGCAUUAAAGGUUUAGGAUUAAACACAUUUUUCUCAUA